Quercus robur (English oak) is the source of this 1423-nucleotide messenger RNA. Its product is annotated as probable WRKY transcription factor 49. NCBI's taxonomy places the organism in Eukaryota, Viridiplantae, Streptophyta, Magnoliopsida, Fagales, Fagaceae. Bases 387 to 1274 code for a protein of 295 amino acids. Gene Ontology annotation, biological process: regulation of DNA-templated transcription. The transcript is spliced from 3 exons. The record is from RefSeq and is a predicted model, not a curated record. Gene Ontology annotation, molecular function: DNA-binding transcription factor activity; sequence-specific DNA binding.
AACAAAACUAUUGUGAAAAUUUACCUUGGACACAAAGAAUCACCAUCAGAAAUAAUGGGGCGGUGCCCCAGUAGUGCAGUUAACCAAAAAUGUUACCGUUGACAAGGAUAGCUAGAAUUCUUAGCUAAAGUCAAAGCCGAAUACAUACAAAGCAGAAACACUGAAACACAGCAACUCUUUCUUUAAAAGUCAAGAGGGCAAACACAUGGACGACACAAUUUUCUCUUUAUCUGCUCCACUCUUUCCCUCUUUUAGUUCAUGAACCCUCCAAGAUUAUUACAUCUUAUCAUUAUCUCUAAUUCUUUCACCACCUUCUUCAUCUUCUCCUUCAUCUUCUCCUUUUGCACUACUAACUUGGUUAUACUAGCUAGGUAUACAGUAUAGUAAUGGAGGAAGUAAUGCAUACCUGGUCAGAUGGGUUGGAGGAUGAGCUUGUGAGAGAGCUUCUUGACAAUCAAUCACCUUUCUUUGUGCUACCUCAGAGUACUACUGAAUUGAAAACAAGUAGUCCUUUUGAUGAAGAAACCAUUAACCAGUUCAUCUCUACUGUCUAUUCCGGGCCUACAAUUGGAGAUAUUGAGAAUGCAUUAUCAGUGACAAACCCGAAUAUGGACCAACCCCAGCAACUUCCACAAGCCAGAAUUUCUAUGUUGGACAGAAGUUUAAAUAAGGUUGAGAAUAAGUAUACUCUGAAAAUCAAAAGCUAUGGAAAUCUGAUGGCUGAUGAUGGAUAUAAAUGGAGGAAGUAUGGACAGAAAUCCAUCAAGAAUAGCCCAAAUCCUAGGAGCUAUUAUAGGUGUACAAAUUCAAGGUGCAGUGCAAAGAAACAAGUAGAGAGGUCUCGCGAGGACCCUGAGGCACUCAUCAUCACAUAUGAAGGGCUUCACUUGCACUUUGCUUACCCAUACUUUUUACCUAGCCAAUCCUAUGUCAAUCCAACAACCAAGAAGCCUAAGAAGUCAUUCUCACAAGCCCAAGACCCCCAAGACCAUGAAACCCAACAAACACAAGAAGUCCAAGAAAGCCCAGAAAAUCUAGCUACUUCGCCAUUAUUAAUCACAUCUGAGGUCUGCUUACAAGGAUGGGACAAAGAAGAAGGAAUGAGCUCACAAGGGUUGCUUGAAGAUAUGGUGCCAUUCACGAUUCGAAAUCCUCCAACCAAUACAUCCUCAAAUUCCUCUUCUUGCUCGUCUUACCAUUCACCUCCUACUUCGCCUUCUUCUCUGUCUUGGUCCACUAAUUAUUCAGCUACAUGUUUUGAUAUAGGCAUCUAGCAUUAUAUUAAAGUUUACUUUUAUGGUUUUCUUGUAAUGUGAGAUUAAAUAAUUAGGUAUAAGAACAAGAAAACAUGCUAAGAUCAUAUGCAGUUUUUAAAUCUUGUUUAAUAUAUAUAUAUAUAGCAAGGAACAAUCUUAUUGUAUUU